UUCCCAUGUGAGCCGGAAGGAGUAUUGACUUUUAUUAUACAGCCUUCCUCUGGAACAAACUCCCGGAUGGAGGCAGUAGAAGUUUUAACCCCAUUACAUUAAGCUACUACGUCUCAUGUCACUAUAUUCCCUUCUCGUGUCGGUCUCCUCAGCCAUUACUAUCGUUCGAAACGGUGUUGUACAAAUUAAUUCUGAAGCUAUUGAACAAGGAUAGGUAAGGACUUCCACUACAUAUGGACAUACGUACUACACUACUACAUAGAUAAGCCUGGUAUUGUUGUAUUUUUAUUUCUUUUAUGUGGUUUCUUGUGGGUCUACUUUUUGCUUAUUACAAGAGAGGCCUAACUUUUUAAAUGGUUUGGCUUGAUGUCAUUACCCCUGCUUGCACAUUUCUUGUUUAAUGUAUAGUGAAUUUGUAAUGCCAAUGAAUCUUUUCUUACCGAACAAUUGUUCCUCUUACAAUGUGGUGGUGCCUCUGUGUAGUUGGGAUUAGUGAUUUCUCAAUGAGAAUAGGGUAUAUAGUGCAUAUUUGGUCAUAAUUGCAUGUAAUUUGGUCUCCUUGACAUUAUUUUGCAUCCCAAUCUCUAGAGAUACUCUUGGUUGCAAGAAUGGAGUCCGGGAAAAAGCCAGGGAAACUUCUUUCUUCUGCAAACAGUAUUCUUUACAUGGAUCUUAAGGAUAUCAUCAGAGAACAUGCCCUGCCUUUCCUUCCAGCUAUAUCACUACUCAGAUUCCGGGCGGUUUGUCGAGACUGGAAGCUCCAUAUUUCGGCACCAUUUUUUCACCACACUCAGUCACUCUGUUGCCGUGCAAUAUCAGGUCUAUUCUGUCAGACUCCUGAAAAUCCUUCUGUCUUCAUACCUAUCCACCUAAAAUCUUCAGGUGUUCCAGACCCAUCCCUGAGUUUUCUGCCAGAGCCUGUUGACCUUAAGGCCUCAUCAAAUGGACUUCUUUGUUGUCAAGGACGAAGCGGAAACAAGCCCUACUACAUGUGCAAUCCAGCUACAAAACAAUGGCACAAACUUCCAGAACCAACUGCUUGUCAUGGACCUGAUUCAGCACUUGUAGUUGCAUUCGAACCAUCACUGCUCAACUUUGUACCUGAGUACAAGCUCAUCUGUGCUUUCCGAUCUGCAGAUUUUGAUGAUGCAGCCGAGUUUGAAAUAUACACCUCCAGAAACAAUUCGUGGAGUGUUUCUGGGGAGAUUCGUUUUGGAGUUAAACGAUUUACCCCUAGGUCUGGGAUUCAUGUCAAUGGGGUUGUUUACUGGAACAUGGCUGGUGGUGGCAUUCUUUCUUUUGAUCUAGCAAAAGACAGGUCACAACUUCUUGAAAAGCAUUAUUACAGUAGUGACUGUGCUCUGGGAACAUUUGAUGGAAAGCUAUGUAAGACUUCUCUCCUCGGCCUUUCAGUGUGUAUUAGUGCUUUGGUUAAUGUGCACACAAAUACCAUGGAACUGAAUUCCAGAACAAAAAUGUGGGAGCCUGUACAGAAUGUUUCUCUCCAAAGCGAUGUGCUUGAUGGGGAUCAUAACCGCUGCAAAGUUGAAAUUCUAAGCAGUGAUGCUCUGGUCAUUAAGUGUGGGAGAAAGUUGUAUUCCUAUGAUUUGAAGUCCAAAGAAACUAAAGCUCUGAACCAGCCAGGUGCAGAAACAUAUGAUGCUACUAUAUGUGUGCCGUACGUGAAUAGCCUCGUGUCACUUUGAUCCUUCUUGAAGUUAAUGCCGAUGUAGUUUCCUGUGACUGAAGGUGCUGGUUUUAAUAUAACAUUCAUAAGUCAAGGCUCGUGUAAUGUUCUUCUAUCCAUGUGCUAUCUCUUGCUUAUCCCAUAUAUGUUUCCUACUCUUUUAGCUUUUGAUCCUGUGAAAUGCUUUUUAUGCUCAUAAUAAUAUGGCAUCUCGUAAUGUUCGUUAAAAGCAGUACUUUUCAUCUACCGCUUGUUUUGGUCAUUUGUUGCCUCAUUUUUUAUACUGUCUUAUCUGCCAAACGUUGCUUUUUUAUAUACCAAAUGUGUGCGGGUGUGCUGUUUGCAAGUAUAAAUAAAUGUAGAACAGAAAGGAGUCCACUGUUCGAUUUACUUUGAUCCGU
Cuscuta europaea is the source of this 2088-nucleotide messenger RNA. NCBI's taxonomy places the organism in Eukaryota, Viridiplantae, Streptophyta, Magnoliopsida, Solanales, Convolvulaceae. The record is from the annotation of a GenBank genome assembly.